Messenger RNA from Ascochyta rabiei, 201 nucleotides. RefSeq lists its product as uncharacterized. The transcript is spliced from 2 exons. Bases 1 to 201 code for a protein of 66 amino acids. The record is from RefSeq and is a predicted model, not a curated record. NCBI's taxonomy places the organism in Eukaryota, Fungi, Ascomycota, Dothideomycetes, Pleosporales, Didymellaceae.
AUGCCUUCCUUCAAGGACUCCAUGUCAUCCACCCCUGCAGGCCCAUCGUCGGCACCUACCCCUGCCUCGACCGCCCCCACCCAGUCCAUUCGCGAAACUCUCCACGGAGCUACCACAGCUUUGACUGCACAAGGAAUCAACCUCUGCCCUCAUUGCUUCCGCGAAAUGUCUCAUUGCAACGAGCGUUUCGAAUUUGCGUAG